This is a messenger RNA of Conger conger (European conger), 794 nucleotides long. RefSeq lists its product as uncharacterized. The coding region runs from base 161 to 664 and encodes 167 amino acids. The transcript is spliced from 4 exons. The record is from RefSeq and is a predicted model, not a curated record. Lineage: Eukaryota; Metazoa; Chordata; Actinopteri; Anguilliformes; Congridae.
CCUGUAAAACAGGAAAAGUUGCUAGACCUGUGGCAGGUUAUUGAAAGAGCAACAGAUAGCCUGAGCGCAGGGAAGAGAAAGGGUGACAUGGUCGUGUGUUGAGAGAGAAAGAGAAAACCCAUCUAUUUCACAGCUCAUUUGUCAGCCCAGUCCCUGUGCGAUGAUGCGGACUCUCUCUCUGCUGGUGCUCCUCUGUGUCGCGGCCUUGGUGACAUUGGCCUUCCAGUCCAUUCGACAGGAGCUGUCUAUCCAGACGCGGCGGGAACACAUGCUGUACGCGGCCAACCAGGUGCGUAGAUUAGAGGAUGCGAUCGUGCAGGCGAAGCUCAAGAUCCAGGAAAUCAACAGCGUCCUCGGGCCUGUCAACGCCAAGAAAGUUGAGCUGGCAAAGAAGAAAAAGGAAAUGAUCACUGGUGCAGCACUGGUCCUGACAAAAAUUGAAGAAUGUGUGGCUGUGAAGCCAGAAGUUGAGGUGAACAUGCAUACUGCUCAUGAAAAUCUCGAGAAAUUUAAAGCUAAACGAGCAGAGGAGAAAGCAGAAGCAGAGGAGAAAAUACAAGAAUUAAAAAAGAGGAUUCUGGACAGGGACAGCCAGUUGUGUGAAUUUGUGGACAUGAAACAGGAAGAGGGAAGGAAGCUGUGUGCUGCUGCGGCCCCGAAAUAGAAGUUAUGAAAUUACGUCUGAUACCCCCUCCCCUCCCCCACCAAACCAAAAAAACAUACACACACAUACAUGCACACCUACGGUAUACUACUUAUAUACAUUGAAAUAAAGCAUUUUUAAUUGACACAAA